CAGAAGGCCAUUCCAUUUAAAGAGCAAAUACAAUCAACAUGAGCAUCCGACACUACAUAGACAAGUUUCUAUUGAUGACAUGGAAGCUGCAUAAGGCCCAAUGGAACCGCCCUGCGGAGCUGCUCUGGCUGAUAUUCGCCCCCUUUUUGCUAUGCUGCAUUGCGGUGGGCAUGCGCAUGGGCAUAACCUUGAACGAGCGUUAUAACAGCUAUUAUGCUCCGGUCGAUCUAACCCAGAGCUGGGCGGAUCUGAUCAGUACACUGCAGGAGCGCCAGCAGCUGGGUAAGCAGCUAAAUAAGAGCAGUAAUGUGUUCAUGCCGCAGCUGGUGCUGGCCUGGGCGCCCAGCGAUAUAAGCUUAUUUGGGAAGAUCAUGGAGCUGUCUUUGCAAGAGCUGAAAUCGAUGGAAUUGCGCAACUUCAGCGAAUGCUCUCACAUGAGGAAGGCAAUAUCAAAUGAGUUUCUGUUUGCUGGCGUUUGCUUUGAACGGGGCCAAAUUGAAUCGAACCAUGAAGUGACUGAUAAUCAUUUGGACGAGGCCGUCCUGCCGCACUUUAACUACACAAUCGUUUUUCCCAGUGAGCUGCGCAUGUUCAGUGCCAGCUUCAUUGGAGAUAACUGGAAGACAAUCUACCAAGACGAUCCAAAGACAUCUAUAGUGCGACGCCUCAAUGAAGGCAGCAUUGAUGGUCGUUUGGGCUACGUCCGCGAGGGCUUCAUUAACAUCCAGAAAGCCAUUUCCGAGACAUAUCUGACGAUGGUGAGCAAACCCAAGGCGGGCAUACCCAAGAUAGUGCUGCGAAGAUUUCCGGUCGACGGACGCAUUCAAGAUCCGCUAAUGCACUACAUAAAUCGCGGGCUACCUCUGCUCAUUAUCGUUGGCUUUAUGUUUCCGGCACAGAUACUAGUCUGGCAAAUCGUUCAACAAAAGCAACGCCAGAUGCGUCUGUAUCUGAUCAACAUGAACAUUGGCAACAUUAUACACUUCGCAGCCUGGUUCUUUAAGGGUCUCGUCUAUAUGCUCAUCAGCUCGCUGCUUAUAACCGUAAUCAUCAAGGUGCCUUGGAAAGGCAAUCAAUCCUUGUUGACUCAAACUCCAUGGUAUAUAAUAUUGCUAGUGCUGUGCUCGUAUAAUGUGGCAGCCACAAGCUUUUGCCUGUUGGUGGCCUCCUUCUUUAAGAACACCGCGUUUGCCUUGCGGGUGGCGACCUUGCUCUGGCUGCUGACCUAUAUGCCAUUCUUUGUGCUGUGGAACAAUCGGGAGAAGGCUGUGUUGGUAAUACGUUACAUAGCUUGCGCGUUGCCGAACACUGUACUCGCGCUGAUAUGCGAGAGCCUCUUGGAGCGUGAGGUGUUUCGUGACACGAAAUGGAUGGACAUGGGAUAUUCUUUAAAUUAUAAUGCCGACCGGAUUAAUGUCCACCAGGGCGCAUGUAUAUUUUUGAUAACAACGCUCGUUUAUUGCGCCAUUGGAUUGUACAUGGAUGUGUGGAACACCGGGGAAACGGGUGGUGGGCGGCGCAAGCAUAUGCCUGCGCCCGCCCACAGCGGCGACUUCACAUUUCAGGAACGCGACGACAGCUUCAUGCCGCAGGGCUCACAGCCGGUUGGAGUCAAGGCGACCAAAAUCUACGAGGUAGAGCCAUCGCAUCGCCGUUUCAAGAUCAAGAUUAAGAAAUUAUGCAAACGCUAUUCAAACAACACUCGCGGUGCCCUAAACUCAUUCACGUGGAAUGUGUACGAGAACGAGGUAACAAUCCUGAUGGGCCACAAUGGGUGUGGCAAGACGACGCUGCUUAAGGUACUCGCCGGCCUGGUGGAGCCCACCCGUGGCGUGGUCAUGGUGUCUGAUUAUAAUAUACAAACCGAACGCCACGAUGCCUCAAUGCAACUUGGCCUGGCGCUAAGUGACGAUCUGCUCUUGCCGGACCUAAGCGUCGCCGAUCAGAUCCGGUUCAUAUGCAUGGUGAAAGGUACGUCAUGGAAGGAUGCCAGUGAAGAGAUCGAGACGUACACUCAGCUCCUCCACUUGACACAUGUUAAGCACACCAAGGUGAAAAGUCUGAGCAGCCAGGAACGUAAUCUUCUCAGCAUUAUAUGCGCCUUUGCCGGAGGCAGUCCUGUCAUACUUAUCGACGAUAUUCACUCCGAUCUGGAUUUGGCCACACAAGCGCUCGUCUGCAACCUUAUCAAUGAGGAGAAAUCCAAGCGCACCAUCCUUUUGGUAUCCAACUCAACAUCUCUGGCGAGCCACUUGGCCGACCGUCUGGCGAUCAUGUCCAAUGGUGAACUGAAGUGCACCGGCAGCAAACCCUUUCUGCGCAACAUGUACGGCCAUGGUUUCCGUCUGACCUGUAUCAAAGGUAAAGCCUUUGAUUUAGCAGAGCUUCGAAACCUAUUGGCCAAAUAUCUGCCAAAUCUGACAAUAGAAAGCGAUAUUGGCUUUAAAAUAACGUUCGUGCUAGAGACAAAGUACGAGGAUAGAUUCCCCAGCCUGUUCGACGCUCUAGAGGAGGAGAUGGCGAACCUGGACAUAAUCAGUUUUCGCCUGCGCGACACAUCCUUGGAUGAGAUCUUUAUGCGUUUUGGUUCCGAGGAAGGUGAUGUCAGCGGUGAGCCAAACUUAUUGAUCGAAGACCUGAAUUCGGUCCUCGAAGACGCCGACAGCAAUGAGCGUGCCAAAGGACGCAAGCUAGCUCAGAUGCAUGUCCAAGCCCUGUUCUAUAUGCGCUGGGUACUCAACAAGCGUCAAAUUCCCGUGAAAGUCAUCUAUCUGUUAGCCCUGCUGGUGGCCACGGCUUGCACAUUUUCCGCGGUGUUGCUUUACGGCAAGAACUAUCAGCUGAUACCGAUUUCCUUCAAUUUAACGCAGCUGCACUCUAUAGACGCAUUCGUGGAGAUCAUGUCUGAUAGCUUGGAUGUGCUCGAGAUGCAGGAGUUCUUCUCGGAGCUGCUCUUCUGGUACGACGGUCAUGUUAAAGUACUGGAGACCGCGGAAAUCUCGGACUUCUAUCUGCUGCAGCAAAGCGAAUUCAACAAGGUUGUCAACUUUCGCUACAUGUUCGGCGCUUCUUUUGGCCAGGACUUGAUAACGGUCUGGUUCAACAAUAUACCACUUCAUGCUGCUCCAUAUGGCCUCAAUUUGGUGCACAAUGUGAUUGCACGACGCUUUGUCAACGAGGAGUCUUCCAUCGAUGUAACCCUGCAACCGCUGCCAUUUAAGGCACAUGUCAACACGCUGCCACAGACGCCGCUUAGCCUAGGCGGCAUGAUGGCCAUCAACUUCUCUUUUAUAUUCAGCAACUUGUGGGAGGGCAUUGCCAUUGCCAGCAUAUUCGAGAAGUCCUUCAAGAAGCAACAGUUUCUCACAGGUGUGCGACUUUCCAUAUACUGCUUCUGCUUGUCCCUCUUCGAUGCCAUACGGGUGGUGCUGAUGAGCGUUUUCAUGAUAAUGAUGAUAGCUGUCUAUCUGAGUCCGCGACACGACUUCCAUCUAUAUAUCUGGAUUUUCUUUGCGCUGAUUAUGAAUGGUUUCUCUGUCAUAACAUUAUCCUACGUUCUCACCAGCAUUUGCAAGGACCCAAACAAUGCAUUUAUCGCCGUUUCUUUUAUAAACAGCAUCGGAAUAAUCAUUUUCACGUUAACUGUCGGCGAUAGACUGACCGAUAUGAACGAUGCGUUCCAGCUUUUACCCCAAUAUACCUUCAGUGAGAUCGUGUUCAAGCUGUUAUUUCUGUACGAGUACCAUUGGCUCUGCAAAGAUGAAAAUAUCCAAUUCGUCUCGUCCAAGGUCGAGAAGUGUAGUAUUAUUCCAAACUGUUGCAUCUCGUACGAUUACUGGAGGGGUAACUAUGGCGUUAUCUUUGACGUAUUCAUGUUGCUCUGCGCAAUAAUGGUGCCAUUAGCACUCUUCCUAGUGGGAGAACAGUACACGCUAAUGGCAUGCUCGUGCCUGCACCGGGCAAUACCGAAGAAGUGCAUUUGGAGUGAGAAGCAGGAUCAUCAGGCGCGCCAUGAGGGCAUGGGUACCUAUAUGGUGGACGAGUCUGUCAUUGCCGAACGGCUGCGCGUUGAGAAGCUGACCGAGCAGGAACGGACAGAGCUUGCAGCCGUAUGCCAGGGCAUUGGCAAAAGCUAUGGCAAUAAGUCGAUACUGAUACGCAUAGAUCUUUGCAUAUCCAAGUCCGAAUGCGUUGGUCUCAUGGGCUACAACAAUACCGGCAAGACGACACUGAUCAAAAUGAUGGUGGGGGAGACACGGCCGUCGCACGGGCGCAUCUGGGUAGGAGGCUACAGCAUGGAGCUAGAGCGCGCCAAGUGUUAUCCUCUGAUGGGAUAUUGCGCCCAGCUAUCGAUACUGCCCAAAGAUAUCACACCUCGCGAGAUACUCUACAUUCAGUCAAAGCUGCAUGGGCUGUCCACCCAAUUUGCCAUACAGCUCUGUGAUGCCUUGUCCCAUUUGCUGGGAUUUCAAAGCUGUUAUCACCAGCUCAUUUGCCUAUGCACCACCGGACAGGUGCGCCGCAUCACCUUUGCGCUGGCCAUACUCGGCGAUCCGCUGCUGAUAUGCGUGGAUGGGCCUCCGGGUGGCAUCGAUCCCAAUGGCAAGCGCACCCUUUACAGCCUAACCGCCUACAUGCAGAAUCGGGGCUCUAGCUUUCUUUACACUAAUCUCUCCGGCUUGGACUGCGAACGGAUGUGCCAGCGCACUCCAGUCCUAUAUGAUGGCCAGCUGUGGACAAUGGGCGCCCAGGAGCAGCGUUAUCGUCGCGGUUACUUGCUGGAGGUGCACUUUAAGCGAAAGGCGAAUGCCGAUAUUAGCACGGCGAGGAGCACCUGGGAUCGCAUCAAUCAGUUUCCCGUUUCGCCACACAACAAGUUAAUUCUCUUCGUUCAAGUGAAAUUCCCGGAGGCGACCUUACAGCAUCAGCAAGAGAGUUCCAUGACAUUCUUUAUACCACGCAAUUCCAUUAAUUUCUCGGAAAUAUUUUUAAUCAUACGCAAGGACGCAUUCGAAUUGAACAUUGAGGAUUUUUAUAUCACUCGUAACAUUGUCACGGGCAUACAAACAGAUCUAUUCGAUCGUUCAGCACUAAAGAUUGGCACCUAAGCUAUGUAACUAUCACAAAUCUAAGUAGAGUCAACACAAUAGGUUUCCUUUACUCCAAGCUCAUAAUAAAAUGCA
This is a messenger RNA of Drosophila novamexicana, 5183 nucleotides long. Its product is annotated as ATP-binding cassette sub-family A member 3. The coding region runs from base 39 to 5108 and encodes 1689 amino acids. Gene Ontology annotation, biological process: transmembrane transport; lipid transport. Gene Ontology annotation, molecular function: ATP binding; ATP hydrolysis activity; lipid carrier activity. Gene Ontology annotation, cellular component: membrane; intracellular membrane-bounded organelle. NCBI's taxonomy places the organism in Eukaryota, Metazoa, Arthropoda, Insecta, Diptera, Drosophilidae. The record is from RefSeq and is a predicted model, not a curated record. The transcript is spliced from 9 exons.